AUGGAUAGAGUGCUGUUGAAAUACAUUUUUGACGAACUAUGCACGAGUUUCAACAAGAAGGUAAUAACCUCUUAUAGUAAAAAAAAAGAGGACAGUGAUAACAACAGUCAGAGUCAAGUUAACUACUGCAUAACACUGCAGGAGUUAUUCGAAAAUUUGGAGAGAAAUAAAAACGUACCCAUGGAUGUGUACAUGAAGAGAGAAGUACUGCGAGUUUUGUACUACUGCAAAGAUGUAAGCAUAUCACAACAAUGGAGGAAGGAAACCACGUCCGGUGGACCUGGCAAGCCACGGACAGACAAUUGUCGAGUCCACCUAGAUCAAUACAACAAUGAUGUUGAAUCCCCCUUAGAUGAAGACCUAAAUAUCAUCUUAAAUACAGCCACUCAAUUCACUGUUUACAUAAAUAACAUCUAUAUAUACAACAAGCACAAUCUGUUUUACUACGAAAGAAUCAAAGAGUGCAAAGAGAAAAUAUUGAUCCUGUUGUACAUCAUUUCGGGGAAAUACAACGGACUCAUUCAAAGCUCUCUCGGGAAGUACCUCAACAUGGAUGUCAAGAUGGUCCAUUACCACCUAAAAGUUUUAUUCCAAUAUUUGCUAAUAAAAAAAAUAAGCAUCAACAUAAAUAAUUUGGAGAAAACCCUAGAUUAUAGCAACCACAACACCCAUAGUAGCAGCAGAAACAAUACCAUAAAGUUGAAUCCGUCCUACAUUCUAUACUUUAACAUCUAUUUUAUAUACAAUUUGCUACCCAUAUUUAUAAAGAACGUGCUAUAUUCUCAGAAUGUCCUUUCGAUAAACAAAAUCAUUUUGCACCUCCUAAACAAGUUCAUUAUAAUACCACAGAAAAUUUUGUCCCUCAUAUUUUUCAAACUGCUAAUUGUGUACAACCCAUACUAUUAUAUACAAAUUAAAAAGGCCCUGAAGAUAUUCAACUCCAUUUUGUCCCACCUAAUUUGCAAGAAGAAAAUAAUAAUGUGUAAAAUUAAAAUCCAUUCAUCGUACGAAAAUUGCUAUUUAAAUUAUGAAAAUAAAGAUAAAAUAAAUUACGACAAUAUUAUUAACUUUCUCAUUUUGUUUUACUACAAUUAUGAUUACCUCAUCAAGUUUAUAAACAAAUCUUGUUACUUGAUGUGCGAAGAUUAUGUCCAGAAAAUUGAAUUCAAAAAUGAAUUCUUCAGGAGUAACGUUACCAAAGCGAGUGCGUGGGACCAACUGGGGAUACACCUAAAAAGAUGGAACACGUCCACCCAGUCGGCAUCGCACCACCCCGUGCAGAGUGCCUCCCAUGGGACGUCCAAGCACUUGGAAGGUUGCACGAUACGGGGAUCGGCGUGCAGCCCAACAAAUCAUAGUGCAUCAAAUGGAGAUUUACCUCCGAUGAGCCACUUCCCCCCGCGAGUACACCCAAACGAAAGUACCGUGGACGCACUACAAAGCAGAGACAGCACCUUGGGUGACGAAGAAAAUAUCUUCAUGAAUGAAAAAAACAGCAAUUUGCAAAUAAAUGAGUUCAAAAAUUACGUGGAUUUAAACAUUCACCAUAGACUUAACGACACGGAUUAUUACUCCAGCUCGCAUAACGAGAAAGAAGAAUCUAGCGAAUCAGAGUUUUCCUUUAUCUAUGAAAAUAAAAAGGCUGAAGAUUUGCCAAAGGAAAUCGAAGAAAAUAACAAACCGACUGAUGAUGGAAACAAAAAAUCGUCAUCCUCGCAAUCGUCUGCCUCUUCCACCUUAGACAGCGAUUCGGAUAACAACACCUACACCAAUAACUCUGUUAAGAAUAAAAAUUUGCUCUUGAACCACCUGUCACUCUACAACAAAAUUAAGUACCUAAUUAUGAGCAAAGGCAUAAGGGGUAUGACAACCAAGGAAAUAUCACAGGUACUCUUGAUGUCCAUUAAAAAAACGAACACCUUUCUUAGUAAGCUGGUUAGAAACAAGGAAGUUGUAAAAAUACCAGAACGGCAGGACAAAAGCUUUAUGUACAGAUUUAUUGACAAUUACAUUUACCAGUAUGUGCAGAAGAGGCCACAUGCCCUUGCUUACAACGGUAAUCAAAUGUUGCAGUGUGUAGUAAAAAAUGACGAGGCAGCUCCCGGUGAAGGAGACCAUUCAAUGGGAAGGGAAAUCAUGGUAGAUGAUCUAUCCUUAAAAGGGAACAGAAACUUGCUUCCCGUUGACCCAAAGUUGAGCGGCUCACCAGACCAAGACAGAAGUGCCAUCCCGACGGAUGACCAUGCCGUAUGUAUGAGCCAACCAACUGAAAAUUUGAAUAGUAACAACAUCACGCAGGAAAACUUUAGUCACAUACAAUUUAACAAAUUAAACGAAUCCUUGAAUGUGUUAAACUACAUCAACACAGUGAGCGAAAUAGACAUAAACGUACUGACCUACAUCAUACCGAAGCAGAAGGACUCAGUGGACAAUUUCGGCAACUAUAAAGAUUUUUUUGAGCAUUAUGUGAAGAAUUUCAAAAUAUUUGAAGAUAAAUAUGAUUUGUAUACGUGCAGUUUUCAUUUCUUUUACUACUUAAAAUUUGUUCUGAAACAGAACAUCAGUAAUGCCACGUGUGCAUGUGACAGUGCAAAGGUGAGGAAGCAGAAGAAUCAGGGUUCCAUACUAAGGGAAUCGACACACGAUGAUACGUGCGUAAUGCGUGAAGAUGUCCCAGCCAUGAAUAAGGUGGUCUCAUCCGAAAAGGACAUCAAUUUUAUUAAAUACUUCAUGGAAGAUACGACCAAGUUAAAAAGUAACCUCUUUAUUAAGAGACUGUUCAUUUUUUGCCACUUCCUGCUAAGUUCCAAGGUGACUACAUUUCGGUAUCUCCAAGAUUUAUUUAAUGCCAUAGAGAGCAAUGGAAGGACGAUUGAUAGAAAAUCCGUUCAAAGGCUUUUUAAUUACUCCACCAAAAUUAAUUCCUUUUUUAAAAAAUACACACUUCUUAACAGCAAAACUGUUAAGUACUAUUUCUACGAUUCGAAUGUCCUAUCCGAAAAGCAGUCCAACGAUUUGUAUGCAAAAAUUCAACAGGACUAUGCCAUUUCGUCGUACAAGCACGCGAACCCUAAUGAUAAAACCAACAAAGAGAAAACAGAAUAUUAUAAUAUAUCCAGUGGUAACAUAAUCAGUAAGAAAUUUAAAUACACCGUUAAUAUUUUCAAUGAGAAAACGAAAAGUGCUACCGAUUCUGCGCAGCAAGGGGGCGCCCCCACAAAAGAUGAUUCCGACUUGACCGCACACAUGUAUAGUAACGGGGUCGAUGGUGCUUAUUUUUCUUCCAAUCGGGAAAAGGCCCUGGAAGAUCAUUUUAUCGAUCUCACGAAAUAUCCAGAAAAUAGUCACCACAAGGGAGUGACAUCGUACAAUUAUUCAGCUACAUGUGUAGACCGCAAAGUGUGGCAUAGCACACUCUACAAUGGAGAAGCGAAUAUGGGUGACCCUAAUAAUAACCUCCAAGACAUAAAAGGUAGAUGUAACCAAACGGGUGCUAACCUGUCCGCCCCAAUUCCGAAUGAUACAACGAUAAAUUCAUUUGAAUCUGUAGAAGUAGCCAAUCGAAGCAGCAAAAGAAAAAUGGACACACCUUCAACCAAAUUUCUCAAUAAAAGAGGUAAAAUGGAUCAGCCGCACCAAAUAUGUUGGAUUCAGAACAAACAUCCAAAUGGCGACCAUGAUGAAGUAACUCCAUACCACUCCAAUAAAGGUGGCAUAAAUUCCACCUUCAAUGAUAAAAAUGAGAUUUCCAGAGCGGGACACCCCAUAGCAGAAAUACAAGGUAACAACCCUAGUACGCAACUCAGCCUCAACAACAACGCUGGCAUAAGUUUAAACCAAAAAGGAACGGCCUAUAACGUGCUCUAUAUUGACAUACUAAACGAAUCAGCCUUUAAGUGUAAGGAAAACCAAAUUAUUAGUAAAAAAAUAAAAACCAGCAAAGUUUUUCAAAAUUGUAAAACCACCCAGGAAUUUUCAUACAGCAUAAGCUAUUUCAACGGGUACAUAUUUUCAAAAAUGACCAGAUAUAAAUAUUUCCACAAAUGCUUAAUAAGGAUACUAAAGCGGAAGAAGAGGAAAAGGAAAAAGGCAAGAAAAGCGCGCACUGCAGAAAAAGCAAACGAAUGUGACACACAAGCUGUACUCACUCCAAGUCCGGAUAACCCAAAAAAGAGGAGAUUAUCAUAUAUAGAAACAAUGAAAAGGAAUUCGUCCCCUAAAAGGGCCCAUCAAGUACCUUCGAAACAAAGCAGCAACACACUAACCGUGAAGGACAUCUUAAAAAAUCUCUACCUAGACGAAUACCUAAAAAUCAUCAGCGUGGGAUGCAAACUCAAAUACAUAGAAGAUUAUCUCCUACAUGAAAAACGAAAAAAGAGAAUGAAAGACUUACCCCCAAUUCUCUUCGAAUUUUUGACGUCCUAUUCUUCACUAAAUUGUAACAAGCAGCGUAUGAUCGAAAGCUUUCUCCUAAACAAGAAUGAUCAUGCGCAUUUCCUCAAUUCACCAAUCAGCGCAUUCGUAACAAACGGGAGCACCGGGAACCAUAUGACCUCCCCACCGCAUUACACAACCGCGGCGGAAACACCGAGUACCACUACGAAUAAAGUACACAAGAAUACGCGAGACAGCGAUAAGCCAUAUGAAAAACUAAACAGUGACCAUUUGUGCCAGCAUGACGUAAACAUUAUCAAAAGCAAUGACAAAAUAUGCGUGUUCUUUUUCUUAUACAGAAAGUUAAAAUUUCUCUGCAACAUGAAUUUAGUAAAACUUAAAUUUAAAGACAUGAAUAAAAAUCACCCUCAAAAAUGGAAACCUAGCGUUGGUUCAAAUCCAAAAAAUAGGGAACUUAAUUUAUCCUUCCUAGAUUUAAAAAAGAACAAUUUGCAGAUUCGUAUCAAGCAAAACGUUAGUAUUCACUUGUUCGCGUCCAAAAAGAGUAAAAAGAAAUUGCGCAUCUACAACAUGCUUCGCUACAACCACUUCGAAGAAUACUACUACAACAUAUAUCUGACCGUUGAACGGUUCAAGAAAUUUCUCGUAGAAGGGCACAUGCGAAAAAGCGCGAGCGAAAAAUUGACCAUACAAGACAUUCUCAAAAACUCCAAAAUUAAAAACAAAGGACUCAAGUUUCUCCUGCUACACAAUGCCUACACCAACCAAUUAUUCCUAACAAGGAAACUCAGAAAUCUCUUCAUUAGCUUAGUUAAAAAAGUGAAAAAAAAAAAUAUUUCAAAUUCAAAGCUAGCAGAAAAUUUAACAACCUACAGGGAAUACAACACAUUUAGGGAAUCAUAUAACGUAUCUAGAGGUAACAUUGAAAAAUACUUUUCCAUCUUUUACGAUUGGUACUGUAAAGAAAAAAAUGGGGGUGCAACCAUGACAGAGAAAGACCUGUCCUUUUCAUGCCCCUUCUGCAACAACAUAUAUUUUUUUAAAAACGAUUUGCUCAGCCACAUAUCCAAUGUGCAUAAUGUAAACAGGAGUUUUUCAGACCUCAUUUCCUUCUUUUCAAAUUCGAAGCAAAUGAUACAUAAGAAGCUUAGCGAGUUUUUGAAGAUCAAAAAUAGAGUCAAAGCCAACUCAAGCGGCUUCUCUCCGUACAAUUUCCACAGCCAUUUGAAUAACCUCAAUCUGGUCAACCCACCUAGGGGGGGAAAUUCCACAGGUAUAGGGGAACCCCAGUCUUUGCAUUAUAUUGACCAAAACGCCAACAUGUACGAACCUACAAUUGAACCCCCCUGCGAAGUAUUUAAAAAGCAGUUGGAGAAUGGGCCACAAAUGAAUCAACAAAGGAGAAAAGUCAAUUCAUCUAAUGAUAUUGAACUGAUGCACCAAGAAUCUACGCACAUUAAGAGAAAACACGCAGAAAUUAUUGCUAUGCGAGAUAAGGUCAACAGUACAUACUGUGGGGAACCUGCCAAUGUUCCCUUAAGUAGCUGCAAAAAUGGGAACUCGAAAAAUUUAAACAAUUUCAUAGAAAACGUAAAGGUAAAAUAUUCCCUGCGCAUAGUUUAUAUUUAUUUUGUAAGUGUAAUUGUGAAGCUAGCCAUGUCGCAGAAAUAUUUGGAAAAAGCAAAAAAAAAAAGCGAACGUCAAAAUGAGCAACUUCUUCUAGACAAGUCGCAUCAAAAUGGAGAAAAUUGUUCUUCAUCGGGGUGGGUAUUAUCGAUCAACGAUAAUGACGAAAUGGAUAAACAUAUCCUACACGAUAUUUCCAACGACAGAGAAAUAACCCGGGCACGCUCCUCAAACGAACACAAGAAAUUACGCGCGAAGAAGAACAAAUUUACCAAGGACCGAAGGAAAAAAGGGCAACUGCGCAGUGGAGUCACCACUACAUCCCCAAGUCUUUACCAUAAAGGAAACGAAUUGAAACGCCGUAAAAAACAAUGUGUGGCAUUGCUAUCCUCCCCUUCGGACAUGCCAGACCAUCCCAACAAUUUUGCCUCAAUCCAGCUGAGAAAAUUUCACGUAAUAUACCAUUUAAAAAAUAGGACAAACUCGGAACCCUACAGAAAGAGUAUAUGGAUUAAGGCAAACAAUAUGAUGAUCGGAAAAUUCAAACAUAACGUGUGCACGUACAUCCAGAAAAAGCUAUUCCUCUAUUUCAAAAAGAACAUUGUUAACUAUUUUUUCAUUUUGUCGAAUGAAAAUUUGGCUAGAUGUAUUCUGAACUACUUUGCAACGCACAUAUACAACUCUAACUACGCCAAUAUCAAUUAUUACUACGAUAAGUACAUAAAAAAUAUUUUCCACUUCAAAUUUAUCUCGCUUGUGAAUUUGUUAAAUAUUUUUAUAAUAAAUUAUAGGGAUCAGUACUCACUGUACAGGGAAAUUACUAAACCGUUGUAUUUUCAAAAAAUGAAGGACAUAAAAAAUGCCCUAAGAUUUAUAAAAAAAAGAAAUUACGUCGUGGAUACAUCAUACGUCUUAUCAUAUUACAUUGCCAAUGACCUUGUGUGCGACAAUGUGUAUUCCUACCUUAUAUAUAAAGCCAUUUUUUACAAAAAGAAAUUAUCGCUAUCUUUGAAGAAAUGCUUUCUGGACAACGUUGUGGAUAUUAUGUACCUCUAUGGAGUUUACCACUCUACGAAAAAUUCGGAGACCGUCCAAGCGGAUGUCUUGCAAAGGAAUGGGAACAUCCCUAACUGUCAUUUAGGGGAAUUACUCUACCACAUGGAUGCAGUGUAUGGGGAUGAAGAUGGCAUAAUCGGAGAGGGAGCGUAUUUUGAGGAAUUUACGAAUGGUACAGCGCCGCAGAAUGGUUACAAACAUUUCAACUGCAACGCUCAGCCGAAUAUAUGCCCCAUGCUAAAUGAUUUGAGCAGCCGUACUUAUGAUCACAGGGAAUACCCGGUCCCUCCCCACGACACGUACGACGUCAUGCAAAAUGAUAACUUCCCGAACGCAAGUUCUAAUGGAGAAUGCACAAAGUACUACUUCCAGAAGAAGCUAACCAUUUUUGACCUAAAUUACUAUGUGCAUAAGUUCCUCAAGGGGGACAUGAUCCUGUACGCAUGUAAUAACUACAUACUGGCGGAUGAGGAUGCCCAAACUGGACAUUUUCCCAUCGGAGGGGACCAGUACGAGGAAGAUGACCCCUACGAGUUUGGCAACUUCGAGGAGGAUCACUACGCUGACGAUCAUUAUGCGGAUGAUCCCUAUGGGGACGAUUCCUACCCUGAAGACCACGACUCCUCUCAGGAUGGUAACCAACUGAGCACCUCGGAAAAGGAGACUCACCCACGACGAAAUAAAAAAAAAGGUAGACAGAAAAAUCACGCACCAAAGUCAAAACGGACCAGAAAAAAAAGAACGAGCAAUUGCUCCUCUUACAGUUCUAAAAGCAAAAGGGGAAACGUAACAAGCGUUAUGGAGAACCCAAGCGGAUAUGACCAGGAGGAAGAAAAAGCCAUGAGUUACAUUUCGUCCAGUGCCAACAACUCAGAUAUAUUUGACAACCUUUCAGAUGAUUUCGAAAUUAUCAAACUUCUAGAAAAUGCAAAUGAUGGAAGAAAGAAAGUUCUCGGAGGAAUAACCAAACAUAUAAAAUGUCUAACGAAACAUGUUAGUGAGUACUUUCCCAAUUACUACAUCUUAAACGAUUGUGAAAAGAAAAAAAUAGAAAAAAGAUUGUCCCAAAUUUUCUCCAAUGAUAAUGAUAAAAAUUGUUCCAAACUGAAUUACUCUCUGCGGCACUUGUACUACCACACCGAUCAGCAAAACAACAAUCUCUUUACUUAUUUUAAAAAAUAUUGUGUACACAUAUACGAGAAUCUCAUCAGAGGUGCGGUGCCCACUGGGUCGUUUAAGAAUUCCAUCCUUCUAAACAUUAAUGAUACGAAUCGCGUGAACUUUGCAAAUCUUUUCGGUAAAUAUGUACAACAAAAUAACUUCCACAACAAUUUCAUGUAUACUAAGAACAAAUUACUAAUUUAUAAUAUUAGCAAAAAAUCCUUCAUCGAUUUUGAUUGGUAUCCCCAGAAUAUCCACCUAUAUAACAUCGCUUACAUUUCGAAUACCCCGAAGAAAGUCGAGUCUUUGCUGGAUAUCCAAGUCACCAAUCUUAAGAAUAGCGUUUAUUGGCUCGAAAGAGACAACCACAAAAGGGCCAAACUGGGGAGCAAAAAAAGGAACACCCAUUCUGUUUCUUCUAUAACAAACAUAGGACAGCCAUGCGAACACAUGUACAAGCAGAAAGGGUCAGAAAUGGCACCUACGGGAGGCUACACUGAACAGGGAAAAGAAACACACACACAAACACCCCAACGCUAUAACGAACGGAAAAACCCUUUUGUAAAAAAAGUGAAGGUUAAAAAAGGAAAAGGAAAAAGGGUGAAUACUCUUAAGGAGUCAUUUAUCUUCGUUACACAAAUUUUAUAUCAUGUUUUCUACCUGAGCGAUAUGCUAAACACAUACGAUGAUUGUGAAAACAGCGAGGAUGACACAUCCGAAAAAAAGCAAAGGGAAAGUUCUCAAUGUGCAAAGCUCAACGAGAUGUACAGAGGCCGCGACAUCGAUGAAGCUAAGCACGAUAGCUUAAUCUGGGACGAUCCUAGCAUCUGUAGAGAUAGUGCACAACGUAGAAGCGAUAGCCCCAAUGGGGAACUUGGAGAAGCAGACGAGGAGGAAAAUCCAGUUGAUCGCGUUCUGAGCGAAGAGCCCAUCGAAAUUCCAACCGAAUUGGCAAACGACGACAAUGAAGAGUAUUACAAUCUGAACAAGUUAAAGACGAACGAGCUAAGAGUCAUAGGAAUGGUGAAGCGGCUUAACAGCCAAAAAGCGAAGAAACACAAAACCUCACGGAAACAGGCUGACGAUGUAGAGACUCCCAAUAAGGACAAAGCAAACACCCAAAAGAGCUCCUCCCUGUUUAACAAAAUAAUUCGCAAAAUGAUAUUCAUCCUUUUAUCUGUUAAAAAAAAAAAAAAAGAAGGACGUUUUAUGGAUAGUUUGAAAAAAAUGUAUUUACAAGAAUUUUUAAAAGAUGCAACUUAUAAGAAAUACACACAAGUAAAAAAGGAAUAUGAUUUCAUCCUGUUCCUUCUACACAAAUUAAACCUUAUAAAUAUAUUCCCCCUCAUGAAUACGCAUAAGAUUUUUGUACCCCAGUAUCAUAGUGAGAAUAAUGCGUGUAAAAGGAAAAAUGUGUUUUAUGAACACAACUUGAAGUACCCGUUUUUGAAUAUGAUAAAUUUUCACUUGGCUAAUUCUAAACUCGAGUUUAAGAAGAGCACAGAGAAUGACGCGAAGGUGUUCGAGAAGUUCCUACUCCAGAGGGGAGUGCUCUCGAAGGGGGCACUGCUAAACCGCCAAAAGAAGGAAACAAACACCCCGGACGAAAAAUACGUGGGCAAGAAAAACGUUGAAGAAAAAGUCAUUUACAACGAGAGAAAACUAGUCUAUACUGAUUACAUAUACAUAAAUUACACAAAUAACAACACGCUCAGAAAACCGAAUUUCAUCCCAAGACUAAUUCUGUUGUUUAACCUCCCAUGCUACAUCAUCAUUCAUGAUUAUUUUUUCCUGUACCUGUUGGAAUAUUUUUGUAAAAUGAAAGAGCCCCUUGAGGAAGAAACGCAAAACGGAUUUAAAGAGAAUCAUAUUUAUCGCACCAAACUGGGAGAUAAACUGCUGUACUCCAUUGAAAAUAAAUCUUACCCCCGCGUUAUAAGAUAUAUAAAAAGGAUUAUUAACAACGCCUGUAAAUAUUUUGAGUAUAUGCUCUUCGCAUACAAACGGAAAAAUGAUUCCCCACUUUGCAAAACCAUUACACUUUACUACUUUAAUGAUGACUACAUAAAUGUAAAUAGCUUUACUUACAUGAAUGGAAGUAUCAACGUCAAAUUUAUUUUUUUUUAUAUUUUAAAAGUGUUCUUUUACCUCAAGGCAAAUCCGUUUUCCUCCAUCUUUGACAUAUACAAGAGUAUCGAAAUUCUGAGCUUCUGCGACCUGAACUUUCUGCUAAAAGGCAUGUGUCAGGACAACUUCAUUGCCUUCAAACUGAUGUACAUAUCAAAGAGGAGCGAAAUGUACAAGCUAAAUAAAAAUUACAAAAUUGUUAACGACUUCAACAAUUUGGUACUAACCAAUAAAAGGAAGACGAAAAUAAAUAGAACAUCAUCAUCCCCCCCAGGCAAGAAAAAGGCCUGCUACAUAUUUGGUAACAGCACAAGUUCGGGUGAAGAACUGUCCACUGAUGAUGACAUUUUAAGGAAAGGAAAACGAAGAACAAACGAAACAGACCGAGUAAACAGCACGAAUUGUGCAAGUUGGACAACACAUGAAUGGGCAGGAAGCACCAAGGAUGCUAACUUCACUCUCAAAAGCGAAGGAUACUACGUCCCGUCCAAGUACGACGCUUUUCUUGAAAAACUGAUGUACAAAAAAGUAAAGCUUUAUUACGUGGCUGAUGAGGAUGUCAUUUUUCAAAAAUACGCCGGUACCUUAUGGGGCUGA
Molecule: messenger RNA, 10962 nt
Organism: Plasmodium fragile
Lineage: Eukaryota; Apicomplexa; Aconoidasida; Haemosporida; Plasmodiidae
Exons: 3
Coding region: 1-10962 (3653 amino acids)
Source: RefSeq, a predicted model, not a curated record